Messenger RNA from Drosophila pseudoobscura, 2607 nucleotides. RefSeq lists its product as uncharacterized. NCBI's taxonomy places the organism in Eukaryota, Metazoa, Arthropoda, Insecta, Diptera, Drosophilidae. The transcript has 3 exons. Bases 383 to 832 code for a protein of 149 amino acids. The record is from RefSeq and is a predicted model, not a curated record.
GCCAUGUAAUAAAUUGAGCAAAUGUAAACAUAAAAAACUAACAAGUUGGCGGUCAAUUGUUUGUUAAAUCAGUAACAGCCAUACUUAUUCAGUAAAAAGAGAAUACAAAGUUGAAUACAAAUUUGGAGGUACGUGCGGAUAGGAUUGCUUUCGUGUUUUGUGGUGAUCUAUGGUGCAAAGUGCAACAAACGCAGAAACGCAAACGGCCGCCCCAACAACAAAACUUAAAAACUCCCGUAUAUAAUUGGGACAUAGGAGACUUCUCCGAUGAAGAUGAAAAUCAUGGUAUCAAUCGUUGUUACCAUGCUUCGACGCAGUUGAAAAUUACGAUUAACUAGAAAAUCAGCCGGUGCCCUCGUUCGAUGAAUUGGAGUCGGAGGAUAUGAAAUUAGACUUUAGUAGCGAGUAUGCCAAUGAUGCAGAUGUUAUAUUGGAGGUCAGUAGUGCGGAAUAUGAGAAGACGAUGUCGAAAUUCGACGAGCUUGUAAAGAAGUUGCUUGCUUUAGAGCGGCGUAAGCGGGAGCCUGAAGGGGCGUCUAAAACAGGAGCAUCUAAUAGUGAAGGCAACGAUCGUUUGAUAGAAAAUGGCGAUAUUCUAGAGACUCCGCGAGUAAGUAAGGAGCAGACCGGUAAUUCCGAGCCUCAAGAGAACGUGAAGCCGCAAUGGGCCAAUCUGUUUUCGGGUCUGAAUCGCCAUCGGAACAAAGCUGGCGCCACUCCCGAUCAAUUCUAUCAGCACAAGGCGAACAUUAUUUCCACUCGAAAGAUCAUCUACGACCCACUGGCGUUCAGCUUUCUGAGCAGUCCCCGGUCCUGCUUGUGGACUUGCUAAAGCAUCAGAAGCAGAACUGCAGGAAACUCGCGGCAUCCUGGAAGACGCAUGAGCUAGGAAAGACUCUUAGAAUGAUUUCCCUAAUCUUGGCCCCUCUGGAGACAAAGAAGCUCAAAACAAAAAACAACGAAUGCCGGUUAAACAGAUGCCAAAACUUCCCAUUUUCGAUGUUGAGUACUAUGAGGACCACGAAGACCAGGAACAAGAAAAUAAGUAUGAACCACCUCUGAUUGAAGACCCCGAGAUAUUAGAGUCUGAAGGAGAACACGAAGAAGAUGAAAGUGGUCCGCGGGCACUUUAAUGGUCUGCCCGCUGAGCGUGAUGUUCCAGUGGGCAGAGGAAGUGGCUUCCAAAGUGGCACCAAAUACCAUUAAAGCUUUGACAUUUCAUGGUCCCAAUCACCAUGACAUCAGCUUGAUGGAAUUCAGAAGCCGCGACUCUGUUAUAACCUCGUACCAUACCGUCGCCUCAGAGGUUGGGAAUCUUGCCAAUAGUUCCCGCCUGCUGGCCGUCCAGUGGAAUAAGAAACGUUAGGACUAGCUGCUUCAAGUCCGUCUUUCUCUUCUUCGCACAUUGUCUGGGCACUGACAGGGACACCUGUCCAGAACAGGGCCAUCGAUGUCAUUCCACUGCUGCGUUUCCUGAACGUACCGCACUUCACGCAUCUAAAACAGCGGAAGAUGAUGCUGAGCGGGGGCACGGUCUCUUUCGCCCUAGCUUCUUUAUUAAGCCUUUGAUGCUGCGUCGUGCCAGGCAGCAGUUGCAGGCUUCCGGGGACAUGCCGCUACUGCCUGCCUUGACAGCUGGCAGAUGUACAACUAUCGAAGCCUGAAAUCACAAAGUAUAUUGAACAAAAAUAUAUGAGCAAUUCCUUCGAUCACUUGGCUACAAUCCACAAAAAAGGGUGAAGGAAAUCGUUAUUCUGGUGCUGUUUCUGCGCCUUCGUCAAUUUUGCUGCCAUCCCUGUCUUAUGGUUAAGGUGAGUAGCAUAUCAGAUCAGCUAUUAUUUAAUGGAACGUGUUUCUUUGCUUAGAUGUUUUUGACCAUGGAUGGUACGAGGUUAUAACUGAGUCGUGGCUUCUGAAUUCCUCUAAGCUGAUGUCAUGGCGAUUGGGACCAUGAAAUGUCAAAACUUUGAUGGUAUUUGGUGCCACUUCCUCUGCCCACUGGAACAUCACGCUCAGCGGGCAAACUAAAACCACUAAAGUGCUCGCGGACAAGUAGGGGCCACGUUCUUCUCUUUCGUCUUCUCCUUCAGACUCGCAUAUCUCGGGGUCUUCGAUCGGAUGUGGUUCAUACUUAUUUUCUUGUUCCUGGUCCUUCUGGUCCUCAUAGUACUCAACAUCGAAAAUGCGAAAUUUUGGCAUCUUUUUAACCGGCAUUCGUUGAAGUUGUUUAUUCCAGUUGAGGGAGGAGCAACUGAACAAUGCGUUCCAUUACAUAGCGCGGGAGAGCCAUUCGAUGGAGGUUUUCUCUCGCUUUUGCGCUCAACAUCUUCCAAACCGUGCUUCCCAAAUAAAACUAAACUUAAAGAUUAAAGAAUCAACAGACGGUAACGCAUUUGAUAGGCACACACUCGCCAAAAUGCAUGUAGUUCCUAGUAACAUAGGUGAUGCAUGCGAUAGUAUCGAUAACGCCCUUGUACCAAGUACAAGACAAGGCAAAACUUUCCCAUCUCUAAGAAAGUAUAAUAUGAUAUUUACAAAUUCUUUGAAAAAGAGAACUUCAGUGCGUACCAAACACUAAUUGACUUGAUCGACGAAAUUGAUGUAAAA